AUGUGUGAUGCCUCACCGAAAGGCAAGCUGGAUGCCCCCCGGUUGCACCAGUCAAUUCAGUCGUACACCCAGCAUGGAUUCGUUUCGACUAAGUUGUGGAUGCCCCUGAUCACAAUGGGGAAUUUCGUUGCGAUUGGAACCGUCCAGAAGCUGAGUACUCUCUUGCCCUCCUCUGCGACAGCACAGCAAAAGCUUGAAGCAGCAACACUGGUUGCAGAGUCAGCGACGGCUUCUUUGGCAUGUGAAGCUAACAAGAAGGCCGCGAAGAAAAAACUGCCCAAGGCCUUGGGAGCUGUGCGAGAGCAACGCCUGGCGGCAAAGCAAGAACUGAAGGCCGUUCGCAACAUACUGGAGCAUGCCAACUUCGACCUGGAUAGCAUCUUUUCCGCCAGCCCCUUGAGAGCAAUCGACCCCGCACAUGAAGUCAGAACCGAGCACCGAGUAGGAUGUGAUGCCCUCGCCUUCUAUGUCAACGCGACCACGGGCGACUGCACCUGGGCGGCGGUCAUGCCCGAGGCCGACACGACUGUGCGACUUGUGUUGGCUCCGGACGAGGGGGGCCCUCUGUUUGCCUGCUACCAGUACUUAGCACUUCAAGGAGCGAAGGUGACCUUGAAUCGAGAUGCCCUGCUGCUCGGUUAA
This is a messenger RNA of Symbiodinium sp. CCMP2592, 642 nucleotides long. Lineage: Eukaryota; Dinophyceae; Suessiales; Symbiodiniaceae. The record is from the annotation of a GenBank genome assembly.